This is a messenger RNA of Symsagittifera roscoffensis, 1077 nucleotides long. RefSeq lists its product as uncharacterized. Bases 101 to 961 code for a protein of 286 amino acids. The transcript has 5 exons. The record is from RefSeq and is a predicted model, not a curated record. NCBI's taxonomy places the organism in Eukaryota, Metazoa, Xenacoelomorpha, Acoela, Convolutidae.
ACAAUUCAUUCGUUAAAUUAGUUUAGAUGUUUCGUUCGCUUUUAGGUCAAAGCCCAUUCUACUUUUGUAUUGUCCUAGAAAUUAAUUGAGAAUAUAACUGAUGAAAAAGUGUCAAAUUUUGCUCCUUUUUGCAGUACUAUUACCAUCGCUGAGUUGGUGCACUCGGUUCCACCAGGACGAGUUCCACACAGAUGCCCCGACUGAGGACUGGGAGUCUCUGGUGUUCUGGAUAUCAAACAGUUUAAGCGUUUUGGGGAAAGCUUGUCGACAUGUGAGCCAGUAUUACUGCCUGGACGCCUACCACACAGCCAGUCCUAUGCACUUCGGACUGAGUUUCCUUCCAGACUUCAAUCUGAAUCCGAGGUUGUUGGAGCCAGACGCAGCCAGGGCGUGGUUCAAGAUACUCAUCCAAAACAAGUGGCUGCAUAUCAACAUGAUCAACCCAUACAAACCAAAAGACUGCUGUAAGUGGCACGUGGACAAAUAUAUGCUCUAUGGUCUGUUGCACAAACAGUACAACCCCGAUGAGUACAUGCACAAACUCACUGACUACCGGAAUGAAAGCAAACAACUCAACCUCAUUGUGGCUACUUAUGUGCCAAUCUUGUGCGCCAACAUGAUCCUCGAAGUCGGCUUCGGUCACGGAAAACUUCGGCGAAGUCAUCAUCCUGCUGUGAAAGAAGGAUCCCCCUACUUUCUACUCGGCCGAGAGUACGAAGACCUCGGUCUAAGAGAUGUCGACACCAAAUCUUUCAGUUAUCAUAAUAUAACAGAAGAGCUGACAUUUCAUUGGUUCAAACACAGCAUCAUGUGUCGAGAUAAUAAAUGGAUAUGUGAGGAAGAUUCUCCAAACUCGCCGAGUGGUAGCAAGAGUGGUGGUUCGAAUGAUGGAAGAGGUGACAAGUCUUCUGAUGGUCUGAGGAAAAACAACAAGAAAAAGAAAGGGCGAGGUUUGCUAUAGAGAAAAGAGUGUCCAGUCAUCAUCGAGGAAUCUCCAUGGAAAAGAUCUACGUGUGUCCAAAACUUGAAUAUGUUUUUUUUUGGUUAAAUAACUGUUAAAUUUUUUAACGAUAGGAA